CGCGACGCGCGACGCGCGCGACGACGCGCGACGCGCGCGAACGGAUCGCGAUCCUCGCUGCGUCGUAAACCGACGCGCGCGACGAGCGACGACGACCGCGCGCGCAGCGACGACGCGAAACGCAAAAAGUUCAAAAACAUAGAAUCGCCGCCGCGCUGGGUCGAGGCGAUCGGCGAGAAAUCAGCGCGCGCUCGCGACAUGGCGCGCGAACACUGGAGCUCGGACGCGUGGACGAUAGAUCCUGGUAUAUUUGACCUGCGCGCGCUCACGCCGACGCCGCAGACGGAUGGAGGAGGGAAAGAGAAACAGAAAGAGGAGCUGACGAAGAGCGGACCGUCAAAGGCGUCGACGACGACGCAGGCGGGAACGAGCUCGCACGGGAAGGCGACGGAGGAUGCGCUGCGAUUGUGUGAGGUCGAUGGGUGCGAAGAGCGAAGGAGCUCGCACCGCGGCGCGGGACUGUGCGAUAAACAUCGACACGCAGAGUCGUUCGUCGUGCGAGGGGCAAACGGAGGGAAACCGAUGCGGUGGUGCUUUUAUUGUCAUCGCGCGCACGAUUUGGGAAAGUUUACCUCGGCGAGUCGGUCGAUUUGCUAUGAGAAAUUCACGCUGAGACAGGGACGGAGGGCGGAGAAGAAGCAUCAGGAGGCGCGAAAGGCGGCGUCGGCGUCGGCGGUGCUGGGAGCGUUCGGCGCGCCGGGCACGAACAGUGGCGGGGAUAGCGGAGAGACAUCGGCGAUUGAUACUUCGCUGUCGAAGGCUCUUAGUCAGGUGCCGCUCGUGGAUGCGAUUGUGAUGAAGCAUCGCUCGCAAGUCGUCCCUCAGGGCUACGACACAAAGUUUUGGGUCGCGCAUCCGCGUGAGCUUCAGGAACGCAUGGACAUGUGGGAUCUCGUGCGUCGAUUGAACUCCACGGAAGAGCCGGUGGGAAUGUACGGGACUAUCGUUCCAGGGUGCGUGCGUUUCACCGUUCGCGGUUGGCAAGGCACGGAAGCGACGCUCGCGAUGCAACCGUUGGAUCGACGCGGCGUGUUCGCCCUCGGCGACGAGCGCUCCGUCUCCGUGAGCGAGAUGGCGGCGUUGGACAUGAAGCCGAGACGCGUCUUCAUCAAUAAACGCGGGAGCGUCACGCGAGGCCCUGUCGGUGCGUGCGGAGAGGCGAUCAUCGACGCCGUCUUCGCGAGCGCUCGAGAAAAGCUGUACGUUCGAACACCGCGAGAUCCACGCGUGAACAAAAUCCCCGUGCGCUUCUUCUCCGAAUACGUCGAUCGUGAGGUGUCGUGCGUGGACACAGAGGAGUUUGUUUCAAUCUGUCCGUUGUCCGAUGCCGGAACGCGUGGCGCAGUGAUAGAUCACGUGCUGUCGAUUCAGUGCGGCGGUUACGGCGCGCCUUACGAGCACGUCGCCGUCAUCGAAGACGAAGACAUCGCGCGCGAACUCGUCGAGUUAGACGCAUCUACGACAGGUAUCGAGGCGAGAAAAGCGUUGCGUAGGUUUGCUUUAGAUUACGUAUGGCUUUCGAGUAGCAUCGAGACGGCGAUGUUUUACGAGGAAGACGUCAAACGCGCGAUGUACAUCAUCGACUCGGCGCGAAAUAUUUUCGGCGCAUGGGGACGGGCGCCGAGCGCGCUCGCUCGAGUGGAGACGCUGCGAACAGAAAUCGUAGAGUUUGGCACGUCGAUUUCGGAUGAAUCACGGUGUCGUCCGAGGGUUACCUCGUUUCUGGAGACGAAGAAAAUAAGAGCGCGGCCACCGAUUUUUUACGGCGCGACAACUUUGCUGCUCCGCAAAGAAAACUCAUCGAUAUAAC
Messenger RNA from Ostreococcus lucimarinus CCE9901, 1810 nucleotides. RefSeq lists its product with no specific name. The transcript has a single exon. Gene Ontology annotation, molecular function: DNA binding. NCBI's taxonomy places the organism in Eukaryota, Viridiplantae, Chlorophyta, Mamiellophyceae, Mamiellales, Bathycoccaceae. The record is from RefSeq and is a predicted model, not a curated record. Bases 199 to 1809 code for a protein of 536 amino acids. Gene Ontology annotation, cellular component: nucleus.